Plasmodium inui San Antonio 1 is the source of this 387-nucleotide messenger RNA. RefSeq lists its product as hypothetical. Lineage: Eukaryota; Apicomplexa; Aconoidasida; Haemosporida; Plasmodiidae. The coding region runs from base 1 to 387 and encodes 128 amino acids. The transcript has a single exon. The record is from RefSeq and is a predicted model, not a curated record.
AUGGCAUUCUUCGCCCCAUUAUUAGCCUUUUACAAAAAAUACAACAUCUUUGAAGAAACCAAAGAGUGCACAAAGGAGAAGGUGGACAAAAUGUGCCAGUGUAAUUUAGUCACCGCAGAGGAGUUAUAUUAUCAUAGUCAAGACUCACCAAAUGGAGAAGCCUAUCUUGAUGGAAAAAAUAAUUACAAAACAGUUGUGGAUGAUCCUGAAAGCAACACUAGUGAUGACGAGACGACGAACAAGUGCAAUUUAAAUAGUGAGGAAAUGAUUAAAGAAGAACUCGAGUCACUAAGUCAGGGAAAGUCCCCACCAAGCAGCGCGUGUUCUAUACACUCCUUUCUAGAAGACGCAGGAGAAGAGUUGUUUAAAAAUUCAAGUACCUACUAG